AUGACGUGCUUGGAAAACCUCUACUUCCUCCGGCAGCCUGGCACCCGGCAGGACUCCCAGGCUGGAGGCGGCUCUGGCCCACUGCCCUCGGGCCCAGGCCCUCACGUGGGCAUUGGAGAGGUCGGGAGAGCGGACGCUGGAUUCAACUUCUAGAUUCAACAAGUCUGUCGACUGGAACUCGCAGGACAGGCGUUGGUGUGCCUCGUCUUUGCGUUGAUCGUGUUCUCGUGCAUUUUCGGCGAGGGCUACAGCAACACCCACCAGUCCCAACAGAAAUACUGCGUGUUCAACCACAACGAGGACGCGUGCGGCUACGGCAGCGCCAUUGGGGUGCUAGCCUUCCUGGCCUCGGCCGCCUUCCUAGUGGUUGACGCCUAUUUCCCCCAGAUCAGCAACGCCACUGACCGCAAAUACCUGGUCAUCAGCGACCUGCUCUUCUCAGCUUUCUGGACUUUCCUGUGGUUCGUUGGUUUCUGCUUCCUCACCAACCAGUGGGUGGCCACCAAGGCGGAAGACGUGCUAGUGGGGGCCGACUCGGCCCGGGCAGCCAUCACCUUCAGCUUCUUCUCCAUCUUCUCCUGGGGCGUGCUGGCCUCCCUGGCCUACCAGCGCUACAAGGCCGGCGUGGACGACUUCAUCCAGAACUACGUGGACCCCACUCCAGACCCCGGCACCGCCUACGCCUCCUACCCUGGUGCGUCUGUGGACAACUACCAACAACCGCCCUUCACCCAGAACGCUGAGACCACGGAGGGCUACCAGCCGCCCCCUGUGUACUGA
Messenger RNA from Puma concolor (puma), 780 nucleotides. NCBI's taxonomy places the organism in Eukaryota, Metazoa, Chordata, Mammalia, Carnivora, Felidae. The record is from RefSeq and is a predicted model, not a curated record.